UUUAAAUCCUCAAAACCACGAGGCCACGAUGUUUUUCCCAUGCUAAACAUAAAGCUUAACCAAAUAAAAUUCUCUCAAUCAAACAACUUUACUCACUAAUCAAACUCUCAAAGAAUAGUAGCCAACAUAUUACAUUGGACCACCAAUGAUUCCCGUUUAUGUACCAAUUCCGCCACCAGAAAAACCCAGAACACAAACUCAGUCUUUUUACUGAGUAGCAGUUUCGAAGUCGCCUCCUAUAAUUAGGCUAAACCCGCAGCCUUAAACGCGUGUUUUUCUCUCUCCUCUCUCCGACACAAAACACAACGAAACUCACCCGACCCACUGUCGGUCCAAUAUACCCAGAUCCACAUAAACCUUUUUUUUUUUUUUUUUUUUUUUUUUUUCUUUCACCAUUAAUCUUCAGAUCUUCUUCUUUUGUCUCACUUCUUAAAUUGUGUGUUCUUUGAAAGAAUUUUACACUAAUUGAACUAACCAAAAAAAUGGAUGUUAGGAAGAGAAAACGGAUACUUAAAACACCAUUAUCUUUAACACAGAAUUUCUCAACAAGGUAUAUAAUGGUGUGUUUUUGUUGCUUCUUGUUUCUUGUUUUUAUUACUCGGGGUUAUAAUUUUGGAUCCGGGACGUUUCGGCCUGCGCCGAUCGUCCCGAAACUAGCCAUAAUUUCUUCAUCUUCAAUCAGUAGUAACUCAGUGCAGGAUCUUUCUACCCAGAGAAAAGUUGAGAUUGGUAGCAGUGAGAGUAAAAGUAAUACUAGUAAGAUUAAGAUUAUUAGUAAUAGUAACAAGAGUAGUGAAGGUGAUGGUUUGUUCAUGGGGUUGAGCAUUGAGAGCAGAGUAUUGUUUAAUGAUCAUGUGUUGGUAAUUUUACCUGCUAGUCAGAGUAAAUCCUUACAUCUGCAACUUCCUGAGAAAAUUGACUGUGUUUACCCCCGGAAAUCGGGUGUUAGUGUUGGAAAGAAAACUGUCAAUCAUCCCAUGUUGUCAGUGGAUGAUUAUGGGGAUGGAAGGUGGUUGGUUCGGUGCCCGGUACCGCCUGCGAAUUACACGGCGGCUGUCGGGUUGAAGGGGGAAUGGAAGAAUGGGAAAGGAAUUGAGUGGGAGAUGGGGAGGGGGGGUAAGAAGAGUGUUCAAUUGUGGGAUAUGGUGGCUUACGAGGCGGUAUUCGAUGGGGAGGAUAUGGCUGUUGUUUUUGUUAAGGGUUUGCAGCUCAAGCCAGACAGAGAAUCGGAACCAACUCCAUUUAGAUGUCAAUUUUGGAAGGAGGGUGAGGAUUAUGCGCUUACCACACAGGCUACCACUGCAGCACAGGAGACAAUCAGGUGUCCCUUGCCUCCAGAAUUGAAGGUGAAACCGUGGGAUGGCGAAGAAGUUCGAGUUACAGUCGAGGUGACUUCCAAAGUGCCUGGAAGGUCCCAUUUGACAGGUACGAAACGACAACUAGUACCAUCAAUAGCAAAAUUGCAUCAGAGCAGUAAUAAGAAUAAUGUGAAGGGUAGGUCUAAACUUAAAUAUAAGCUCUGUGCUUGUACUAUGGUUUGGAAUCAAGCUGCAUUUAUUAGGGAGUGGGUAAUGUACCAUACUUGGCUUGGGGUUGAGAGGUGGUUUGUUUAUGACAAUAAUAGCGAUGACGGCUUAAAGGAUGUGAUCGAUGAGCUGAAUGCUGAAAAUUAUGAUGUGAAUAGGCACACUUGGCCAUGGAUUAAGUCUCAGGAGGCAGGGUUUUCACACUGUUUGUUGAGGGCCAGAGAUCAGUGUCAAUGGGUUGCAUUCUUUGAUGUGGAUGAGUUUUACAAUUUCCCACCUCCAAAACCCAGGCAAAACUCAACCAUUGUUUACCGGGGACCAAACGCUCUUCAAAAAGUAGUGGAGCAUGUUUCAGCACGACAGCGAACAGUAGGUGAAAUCAGAACAGAUUGUCAUAAUUUUGGACCCUCAGGGCUAAAGAAAACUCCGGCAGAGGGACUGAUGUUAGGGUAUACUUGCCGGCUUAAGGGCCUUGAGAGGCAUAAGUCAAUUGUUAGGCCUGAUGCUGUUGAUGAUAGUCUUCUGAAUCAAGUUCAUCAUUUCAAGCUGAAAAAGGAGUUCAAGAAGCUAAAUUUUCAUCGGGCUGUGAUAAACCACUACAAGUACCAAGUCUGGGACAACUUUAAAGCAAAAUUUUAUAGAAGGGUUUCAACCUAUGUUGUUGACUGGCAAGAGAAUCAGAAUGAAAAUUCAAGAGAUAGGGCACCUGGAUUGGGGACAGAAGCUAUUGAACCGCCCAAUUGGCCCCAGAAGUUCUGUGAGGUUUGGGAUACCAGGUUAAGGGACUUUGUUCUGUCUAACCUGGCUGAUCGGAAUACAGGGUUGCUCCCAUGGCAGAAGUCUGUUCAAUGACCAAGGUCGAGAUGCCUGCAGUUCAUCUACAUUUGUAAAACAUAAAACGACACACUAAUUCUUUUUUCUCCCUUAUUUAUUGAACCUAUUUCUUGUGCAUGUUUUGUAGAGAAGCCAUAGAUUAGUUACAAUUUUUACCUAGGCAUAUUAGAGAGGUAUUAAGUACCUCUUAUUUGAAAAAAAUAUUUUUCUGUUUUUCUUCCUCAUCUGCUGAUGUAUGUAAUCUUCUGGAAGAUUUACUGGAUUAAUUUGUAAUACAGUGCAGAGCUUUUUGAAUCCAAAGAAUAAUCACAUACUUGGUAGUAAUCUUCUGAAC
Chenopodium quinoa (quinoa) is the source of this 2694-nucleotide messenger RNA. Its product is annotated as glycosyltransferase family 92 protein At1g27200-like. NCBI's taxonomy places the organism in Eukaryota, Viridiplantae, Streptophyta, Magnoliopsida, Caryophyllales, Amaranthaceae. The transcript has a single exon. The record is from RefSeq and is a predicted model, not a curated record. The coding region runs from base 483 to 2378 and encodes 631 amino acids.